Molecule: messenger RNA, 4558 nt
Organism: Lepus europaeus (European hare)
Lineage: Eukaryota; Metazoa; Chordata; Mammalia; Lagomorpha; Leporidae
Product: leucine-rich repeat-containing protein 37A3-like
Exons: 2
Coding region: 1-1683 (560 amino acids)
Source: RefSeq, a predicted model, not a curated record
AUGGAGCAGGACUCUUCUCCAGUGCAGCAGGAGGGCUCUGCUCAGACUCCAGCCCCUCCUGUGGAGACAGAACCUUCUAGUGAACAGGAGCAGCCCGCUCAGUAUGUUGAGUCUUCUAUAGAGAAAAAACCCUCUCCAGCCCAGCAGGAGACCCCAUAUCAAACUCUGGGCCCUUCCCUGGAGACAGAAGCUUCUCCAGCCCAGCAGGAACCCCCAGAGCAGACUCUGAUCCCUUCUGCAGAGACAGAACCUUCUCCAUUCCAGCAGGGACCCAGAGCUCACACUCCACGCCCUUCCGUGGAGGCAGAACCUUCUCCCCGUGAACAGGAGCAGAUAGCUCAGUAUGCAGAGGCUCUGGUGGAGACUCAGCCUCCUCCAGGCCCUCCCGUGGAGACAGAGCCUUCUCUCAGAGAACAGGAGCAGAUUGCUCAGUAUGCGGAGGCUCUGGUGGAGACUCAAGCUCCUCCAGGCCAGCUGGAGGCCCUAGCUCUGACUCCAGUCCCACCUAUGGAGACCGAACCUUAUAUCAGUGAGCAGGAGCAACCAAUGCGGCCCUCUGAGUCUUCUGUCUUCUCUCCAGAAGAUUCAACCUCUUCAGAAGUCCCAGCCCAGCAUCCAAGUCCUCACGCAGUGACCAUUUUACCUCCAGGUCACCAUCAAGUUCAGCAGUACGACUUGCCCAGUGUGACUACUAAACCUCCAGACCUGCAGCUGACCCUAACACCAAAACCUGCAGCAGAAAUGGAAACAUUUCCAGUCAGCCAUGAGGUCACAACAACUCAGGCCUCAGUCCCAGCUCUGCCUCCAAAGCCUCUUGAAGAGGUUGAACCACUGCCAAUUCAGUCUCAAGAAGUUAUUCAGGAUGAGAAACCAUAUACGACCCAGCAGGAGGAAACAGCUGAAAAUGUACAGACCCCCGAGGAGGCUGGACCUUCUCCAAUCCAUCAGGAAGCCCAAGAUCAAGCCUCAGUGUUCCCUAUGGAGCCUGAGCCUUUGAAAGACCAGGAGGCAGACACAGCUCAGCAGCCAAAGCCCCCGGAAGAGGAUGAGCACUCCCCAGUCACAGGGGUCCCAGCUCAGCCUGAAGAACUGAAGGAACCUUCACCAAGCCAGCAGGGGAUUUCCGUUCCACCUCUAGACCACCCCAUGAGUGCGUACCAAUUACCGCUCCAACAGGGAGACACAAACCAGCCUUCAGUAAUCUUCCCAGAGAUUAGUGAUGCUAUUCCAAUGAAUAUGACAUUUUCACCUCUUAUUCCGGAGGAAAUACUCAGAACUCAGCAUUUAAGGUUGUCCAAAACCACACCAAAACAUGUGGAUAUUGACCUUGCCAGAACCCUAAAGCCCACUCCAGAAGUUGAUCCUUACCCCAGUCAGCAGGAAGGACCUGCCCAGCCUACAGUUCCCACCAAGCGAGUUGAAUUUUCUCCAACCCAGCGUGGGCCUCCUCUUGCCCAGCCUCCGGCACUGCAUGAAAAGAUGGAACCUUCUCCAGCUGAGCCUCUAGAGCCCCUCAAGAAUGCAAAACAUGCUCCAGUGCAAAAUGUAGCCCCAGCCAAGCCGCAAGACUUCCCUAACACUCAAUCGUCUGCAACCCAGCAGAGGCUUCAAACAGCAACCAAACCUGACCAAAGUCACAGGUCAACUGAUGCGGGCCAGCCGCUCCUGGCAAACGGAACCUGAAGGAGGGAGUGGGAAUGAAAAGAGGGACAAGGGCGCAGAGAAUGGAGCCAAGACAAAAGUCUGAUCAAGGCUCGUUUAUUCCAGUGUCUCUGCGAUAUUUUAUACAUAACCAGCUGCAGCUCAAGGCAACACAGAAGUGAACAACACAGGCAAGCAACUUAACAGGCUUUUUGCAACACAAUCAUAACAUAGUUAAUUUUGGCGGAGUGUUCUUGUUUGAUCGUUCUCCUGGAGCAUGGGAAUAGGUGACUUCUUUUCCUCCCAGGAAUUCCACAAGCCAAGACUGACCUUGACUUGUCUAUGACUUGUUUAUGGGCUGCCUACAGUCAACCUGUGGACGUGGAGCUCACCAUAACUACACAACCUGGAAUGGAAGGUGGACUUUCUCCAAUCAUGCAGGAGGCCCCAGUUCAGCUUCCAGGGCCAUCUAAGGAGGGUAUAGCACAACCCCCAGGAUAUCAGGGGGUGGCAGUUCCACCACCAGCUCAGGAUCAAGCUCAGUUUCCAAAAUCGCCCCACAUCACAUUUCAACCUUUUGAUCUGGCGCUUACAAUAACUCCGCAGCCCAUUACAGAGGCUGGACUUGCCACAAAUGUGCAGGAGGCUCCACCUAAAGGAGCUGUAGCUCAGCCACCAGUGCAUCAUGGGAUGACAGUUCCAACAUUAGGUCAGGAUCAAAAUCAACCUCCACUAUCACCCAAUGUCACAAAUCAACCUUUGGACCUGACACUUACCAUUACUACAGAACCUACUACAGAGGCUGAGCAUCCUACAGACCUGAGCAAGACCACAGCUCCAUCUCCAAACCUGACUCCAGUCACAACGCAACCUUUGUUCCUGGGACUUACCAUAACUCCAGAAACCAGUAGUAUGGUGACUGAACCCUCUGCAGACAUGCAGGAGACCUCAAGUCCACAUCCCAAUCUCCAAUACAUUAAGAGGUGACAUUUCCUGCGCUGGGUCAAAAUCAAGCUCAAUGUCCAACAUUGCCUAAUAUCACAGUUCAGCCUUUGGACACAGCACUUACCAUAAAUGAAAAGCAUACCAGGAAGGCUGAACAUUCUACAGCCCUGAAGAGGACUAAAGUACCUCCCGUGCACCAUGAGGAGGUACUUUCACAACCAGACCAGGUUCAGGUGCAGCAUCCAACCCUGACAGAAGUCACAGUUCAACCUUUGGAUGUAGAACUUACCCUAACUCCAGAAUCCAUUGUGGAGGGUGAACCACUUCCAACCACCCAGGAGACUCCAGGGCAGCCUCCAGGGCCACAAAAUGAAGCGGUCUAUCAGCCUCCAGUUUAUUAUGAGAUGGUAGUUCCAAAACCAAGUCAAGAUCUAACUCCGCAUCCAAUGUCACCCAGUGCCACAGCUGAACCUUCGAAGCUAGAGGCAAUCAUAACUCAGGUACCCACUACACAGGAUGAACAUUCUACAGCCUUCAAGUCUGUAUCUCCUCCUCCUUAUCCAAUGUACCCUGAGGUGACAUUUUCACCUCCAGUCCAGAUUCAGACUCAAACUCAGCAUACAAACCUGCCUCAAGUCACAGUUAAGCCUCUGGGCUUGGAAAUUACCCACACCACAAUGUACUACAGAGGUUAAACCUUCUACUACCACGCAAAUGACCCUAACUCCUUCUACAGAGCCACUAAAGGAGCUCGUACCUCAAUCCCCAGGGGACAAUGAGAUGACAGUUCCAACAGCAGGUCAGCAUCAAGUUCAGCACCCACUAUCACCCAGUGUCAUAGCUCAGCCUUCCAAGAUGGAGCUUACCAGAACUCUGGUACCCACUACAAAAGCUGGCCACUCUCCAUCCCUGAAGAAGACUACAGAUCUACAUCCAAGCCAGGUUCAGACUCAGCACUCAACCCUAACUGAAGUCACAGAUCAACCCCUGAAUGCGGCUGCCACCAUAAAUGCAUGUGAGCUCUGUUCCUGCAGAAAUGAGACACUUUCAUGCACUGGCCUCAGCCCAGUGCAGAAGCUUCACAAAGUUCCUGUACCAGAGCCCAACAGCUACAACGGCACCUUCAGCACAUUAAAUUUCCAAGGAAACUCUAUUUCUUUCAUUGAUGAAAAUGUAUGGGAAGCAUACCGCUGGGCUGAGACACUGAGAUCGGAAAUGGGGCAGCUGGGACUCGAACCGGUGCCCAUCUGGGAUGCCCGUGUCACAGGCGGCAGCUUAACCCGCCGCUACACCACAGCGCCAGCCCUGCCUUGCGGUCUUGACAGGAGUUUGUCAGCCGCUUGCCUGGAUGUCAGAGCUGAAUGGAAAAUAGCAUGUUCAUACAUUUGGCCUGGGGCAAAAAAAAAAAGAGUUGAGCACUUUGUCGAGAGCUAAUUCACUUACGCUGCAGGUCAUUCUCUUUGGGUCAAAUUCAGGGGGUUUUAGUACAUUCCGAUCGUGCACUCUGCAUCACGCUCAAUUUUGGAGCAUUUCUGUCACCCCCAGAAGGAACUCUUACCCUGUAGUUAUCAUCUCCCCUUACCCUGUGCACCCUCCAGCCACGGGCAACCGCUACUGCCCUGUCUCCAUUUCUAGAUUCCUUUGCGUUGGACAUUUCAGGUGCAGAGAGUGUAGUCUUUUAAAACUAUAUAGGGGGCUGCGCAGACUGAUGAGGUCUUUGCUAAUUAUAUACUGAAGUGAUCUUCUGUAUAUAAAGAGAAUUGGAAAUGAAAAAAAAAAAAAAAACAACAACCUGGUGUUAAAAUGGAAACGGCAUAGAAAAUUAAUUAUUUUGAAAAAAAAAAUUAUGUGGGAUCUCUGUCUUUAAUGUGCUGUACAUUGCUAUUUAAUGUUAUAAUUAGUAAUCCAAUGGUAGUUUUUUCACUCGAUGUUGCUAUGGGGGCAAAAUGUUGAAACCUUUACCUAAUAUAUA